Molecule: messenger RNA, 702 nt
Organism: Didymodactylos carnosus
Lineage: Eukaryota; Metazoa; Rotifera; Eurotatoria; Philodinida; Philodinidae
Source: the annotation of a GenBank genome assembly
AUGUUUGUGCAAACACGAGACGAAUCAUUUGGCGAUGACGUUGCCGAUGUGAUGUGGUCUGUAUUGAUUGUAUUUGUCGUCGGUCUUUUCGAAUAUUCAAUAGACUUCGCAAAAACUGCCGCACCACUAUAUAAAUUUACAAAGAAGAAUGCUGUAUUUAAUAAAUCGGUAUGCGGUGAUAAAGAGCGAAUAGCUUAUAAUACAAUAAAAGAAAACUUAACCACACCACCAUUGUUAUUACAUUUUCCAGAUGACGAAUCAAAACUGGUGUUAGAAACUGAUGCAUCAGGCAUUGAUUUGGGUGCAAUCUUACGACAAAUGACACUACAUGGCCCAAAAGGACGAGAAUUUUCCGUGGAAACAGAUCAUUGUCCACUAUGUAACUUCCAUAAAAAAACGUCUAAAAAUGGUCGGGCUGAUCGCUGGUCAUUGGAAUUAGCCGAAUAUGAUAUAACCGAAAUUAAAUAUAAAAAAGGGAAAUGUCAUUGUGGUCCAGAUUUAUUAUCAAGAUAUAUGAAAAUCGAAUUAUUCGAUCAAGAAAAUGACGCACGAUUACUGAAACAAAGUAACGAUAGUCAACAACAGCAAGAUGUACAAGAAAUACAACAACAAUGUAAUGUAAUAACACGAGCUAGAGUAAAUAACACAGCACAGUCAGCAACUAGGCAUGCACCUGUUGCUGUUAACAGAAACAGUUCGUAA